This is a messenger RNA of Morus notabilis, 2327 nucleotides long. RefSeq names its product U3 small nucleolar RNA-associated protein 18 homolog. The record is from RefSeq and is a predicted model, not a curated record. Gene Ontology annotation, cellular component: Pwp2p-containing subcomplex of 90S preribosome; small-subunit processome. Gene Ontology annotation, molecular function: protein binding. Gene Ontology annotation, biological process: rRNA processing. The transcript is spliced from 2 exons. Lineage: Eukaryota; Viridiplantae; Streptophyta; Magnoliopsida; Rosales; Moraceae. Bases 178 to 1872 code for a protein of 564 amino acids.
UCGUCUCCAUUUCUCCUACCUCCAAUCUCUCUCUCUCUCUCUACUGCUACUCUAGAGCUCUCCCCGCCUCUUUCUCUUAGUCUCUAUCUUCCUCAACGUUUCUCUCCACCUCUCUCUCCCUCUCCCUGGAACUCCGGCCGCCGUCAAGAUCAAGAGGAGGCAUUGUAUUUGCAAAAGAUGGCUUUAAUAUCCCAAAAUGUUAGCCGUAAGGCUAAAAGGGAUGAUGCUGAUGAGCCUUCUCAUCUGCAAAAGAGUGGAGAUGUUGAUGAGGGAAAAGAAUCUGAACUUGAUAGUUUGAGGGUCAAGAAGAGAAAGAAGGCACAGAAGGAACAGGAUGAGAAAUUAGUUCUUGAGCAGGAAAGGGAAAUGAAGACACUGGAGAACGUUUUAUUUGGAUCACUUCAUUCCCCGAUUUUAUUCGGUAAGGAUGACGAGGAUGAAUCCCAAAAUGGGUUUGACAAAGACUCUGCUUUGUGCUUUGUGGACCGUUCUGCGAAUACUGCCUUAUCAGUUUAUGAAGAUGGGAAAGAAUUGUUGGAGGAAACUGAGGACGAGGAAGAAAAGAAGCUAAGGAAGCCCGUCUGGGUUGAUGAGGAAGAGGAAAAGGCCAGGAUAAAUAUUGCCAAGGUUAACAGACUAAGGAAGCUGAGGAAGGAAGAGGAUGAGAGCUUAAUUUCUGGUUCGGAGUAUGUCUCGAGAUUGAGGGCUCAACAUGCUAAGCUUAACCCAGGCACGGAAUGGGCUCGACUUGACUCGGGAAUAAGAGGUGAUAGGUAUUCUGAUGACGAGGCAUCAGAUGAAGAAAUUGGGGCAGUAUUAGCCCGUGGUUAUAAGGAUGUUGAGGCCGUUGAUAAUCUCCUCAGAACAAAUGAGGACCUUGUUGUUAAAAGCAGGGCAAAGCUACUGCCUGGACAUCUUGAAUACUCGGCACUUGUAGAUGCAAAUGCGCAGGAGCCAUCUAAUGCUACGAUAAAUUCUGUUCAGUUUCAUAGAAAUGCCCAGCUGCUACUUACUGCUGGAUUAGAUAAAAGGCUUAAAUUUUUUCAGAUAGAUGGCAAGCGGAAUACCAAAAUACAAAGCAUCUUCCUUGAAGAUUUUCCUGUUCUCAAAGCUUCUUUCUUGCCUGACGGGUCUCAGGUCAUUAUAGCAGGAAGGAGGAAGUUUUUCUAUGCCUUUGAUUUAGUGAAAGCAAAAGUUGAUAAAAUAGGCCCACUAGUAGGAAGGGAGGAAAAAAGCUUGGAGUCUUUUGAAGUCUCCCCCGAUUCUAGCACCAUCGCAUUUGUGGGAAAUGAAGGCUAUAUCUUGUUGGUUUCUUCUAAAACGAAAGAACUGAUUGGGACGCUAAAGAUGAACGGAACUGUUCGCUCUUUAGCCUUUGCUGAUGAUGGCAAGCAGUUACUGAGCUCCGGAGGGGAUGGGCAGGUUUAUCACUGGGAUCUGAGAACAAGGACUUGCUUACAUAAAGGGGUUGAUGAAGGUUGUAUAAAUGGCACGUCUUUGUGCACAUCCCCAGAUGGAACAUUGUUUGCAGCUGGUUCAGAGAGUGGGAUUGUGAAUGUUUAUAACCGAGAUGACUUCUUAGGGGGCAAGAGAAAGCCUUUGAAGACCAUUGAGAAUCUCACCACUAGAGUGAACUUUAUGAAGUUCAACAACGAUGCUCAAGUUUUGGCUGUUUGUUCGCACAUGAAGAAGGACAGCUUAAAGCUAAUACAUGUUCCAUCUUUUACUGUAUUCUCGAACUGGCCGCCACGCAAUCGACACCUAAGUUAUCCCCGCUGCUUGGAUUUUAGUCCUGGUGGAGGUUUCAUGGCCGUUGGUAAUGCUGCUGGGAAAGUGCUGUUGUACAAGUUGCAUCAUUAUGAGCAUGCAUAGAAAGGAUUUGAAUACUGGCACUAUCCAAUGGUUUGCCUCUCUAGCCUGGCAACAAUUUUGAGGCAUCAUUUGCCUGGCUCCAUGAUGAUUCAUAUGUAAGAUCUUUCCUUGGACGAUCUUAACUUAUAUUGGUUGUAGCGAAGAACCAAAUUGUCGUUGCCACAAAAAGUUUUUUCUGUUAGAGUUGGUCCUGUAAUCUGAGUUUAUAUAUUUAUUUUCUCUGUAAUCGGGGUAUGAAAUUUUUGCGUAAUAACAGAUUUUGACAUUGAAAACUUUUGGUGACUUCCCCUUCCUGUAGUGUUUCUUCAUGUACGUCGCACCUCCAAUUGGAUAGUAUGUCCUAAUUUUCAAUUUGUUCGGAAUUAUUCAAAUUGUGUACGCAAAACGGCAUGUCGUUUCAUCCUCACGGUUGACAACAUGCUGCAAAUUUUAUUUUAUAUAAAUCAAUGUUUUAU